AUGCUUCAUGUCUCGCCGUCUUCCAGAAUCUGCGCUGACUUGCUCCUCCACGUUCCCACCCGGUCCGAGCACCCAAGCAGACGCUCUGUUGCAACGCAAUCUCCGCGCGGCUCAAAAAAAAAACGUGGCUUCGUUGCUAUCGCUUGCAUUUUGACACAUCUCGGUGGAAGCUAG
This is a messenger RNA of Purpureocillium lilacinum, 174 nucleotides long. NCBI's taxonomy places the organism in Eukaryota, Fungi, Ascomycota, Sordariomycetes, Hypocreales, Ophiocordycipitaceae. The record is from RefSeq and is a predicted model, not a curated record.